Molecule: messenger RNA, 4992 nt
Organism: Saccostrea cuccullata (small rock oyster)
Lineage: Eukaryota; Metazoa; Mollusca; Bivalvia; Ostreida; Ostreidae
Product: solute carrier family 12 member 4-like
Exons: 27
Coding region: 616-3996 (1126 amino acids)
Biological process (GO): cell volume homeostasis; potassium ion import across plasma membrane; chloride ion homeostasis
Cellular component (GO): plasma membrane
Molecular function (GO): potassium:chloride symporter activity
Source: RefSeq, a predicted model, not a curated record
UUCCUUGUGUGGAUUUAGAUGUUUACAAAUGUUGUGCAAUCGUCUUAUUCUGCAGGAUUGAGAAUAUUUAUGAUCACAAAGAAACCGUUACCUGUAUAUCAUUCUGUGUAAGAACUCUUCAGAAAAAAAAGAAAAAAAAAAUUCCGCAAUACUAAAUCAAUAAUGACAAAAUGCUGAAAAAUCAACAUGUUUUUGCACUCUGGCCAUAAACUAUUGUCAUCAGAGCAGCACCAUGUAAUUAAAUAUGAUACUGUAUGUGCUGAAUGAAAAAUGAGUGGGAAAUAGCAGUAUUUGGCAGUUAAAUCCUGUUUUUUUCUCUCUUUUUGAGUUUGUGUUUAGUUGGAGAUUUUGUGCAUCAGCGAGAUAACUGACUGAUACACAUUGGUCACAAACACUCAGGUGUCUUCAGAUCAAGGCGAUAAUAUUAGAUAAAACUGGGACGCUUAUUUUCAGUUUUGGGGGGCAGUUUUGUGUUGCCUGGUAUUGAUCUAUGGUUUUAAAAAUCGAAAAAGAUUUCUUUAUACCAAGAAAGACUCUUAUUUUAUUGUGUGGCAGAUCGGAUGACUUCUCUUCAUAGGGAGAAAAAAACAUAUUGCGUAAUAUCCCUGUUUAGUCAUGGAGUCAAGUGAAAAUGGAGAUAAAGGAUUUAAUGGAGAAGCGGAGAGUGGAGAUAAUGAGACUCAUGUGGAAGACUCCGAGAGUUCCACUUUGUUAUCCUCUUCCACGCCUGCGGAAGAUGAGGGUGGAAAUUUAGUUCAGGGAGAGUAUAGGGGCAAAUUCCAGGUCACCCCAGCCAUUGUAGUCCAUGAGGUGGGGAUAGAUCAGAAUGGUAAACCGUACAAGGUGGAUAUUGAUGAGGAGCAUGGUGAGGACAAUUCUCGUAAUUUGGACAACAAUCCUUUGGCCAGCAAUGAUGAACUGGAAUCUCCCUACUCCCAGCAGAUGGAGCUGUAUGCAGAUGAUCUGCACGAAAGAGGAAAAAUCUCUCAAAUUCUUAACCGCAUUGCCAAUUACCAAGGUGGUGUGGAGCCCAAUAUCAGCGAAAAUUACAAGUCCAGACCAAAGACGGUACGUGGAACUGUGAAGUUGGGUACUCUGUUAGGGGUAUACCUUCCCACUAUACAGAACAUUUUUGGAGUGUUGCUGUUUAUUCGUAUGACAUGGAUAGUGGGGAUGGCAGGAUCUAUAGAGAGUCUGGGAAUAGUCAUCAUUUGUUGUUUUACAACUUUUCUGACAGCCAUAUCUAUGAGUGCCAUAGCAACCAAUGGAGUUGUACCAGCAGGUGGAUCCUACUUUAUGAUUUCCCGUGCACUGGGGCCAGAAUUUGGGGGUGCUGUAGGGGUGCUCUUCUAUCUUGGAACCUCAGUGGCAUCUUCCAUGUACAUUAUAGGAGCAGUGGAAAUUCUAGUGAAAUUCAUUGCACCUGUCAUGUCAAUAUUUGGAGAUGUAACCAUCGAGUCCAAUGCUUUCAAUGCCUACAGAAUCUAUGGCACAGUGAUUCUUCUUCUCCUAUCUCUUAUCGUGUUUGUUGGGGUGCGAUUUGUCAGCAAGUUUGCAGCCCUUUCACUAGCCUGUGUCAUUCUGUCCAUUCUCUGUAUAUACAUUGGUAUAUUUGCUGCCACAAAGGAUGAUAAUGUGAGGAUAUGUUACCUUGGAGAUAGACUGUUAACAAGUGAGUUAGCCGAGACCAAUGGUGUGUUUACGUGUAGUAAGGCCAACAAUACAGCUCUGUAUGCUAAACAUUGCUUCAAUGAAACGUGCGAUGACUUCUUCAAUGAACAUGAAACUAGAGUGGUGGACGGAAUUCCUGGGCUGGCCAGUGGGGUGUUUCAUGCCAAUCUACAUAACCGCUACACAGAAGAGGGUAAAAUUAUCGGCACUGACAUGAAAGGGAAUCGAGCUUACGGAGAAAUCGUGGCUGACAUCACGUCCUCUUUCAUGGUGUUGUUGGCAAUUUAUUUCCCUUCCGUAACAGGUAUAAUGGCGGGUUCCAACAGGUCAGGAGAUCUAGCGGAUGCCUCCAAAUCUAUUCCAGCAGGAACCAUUGCGGCCAUUAGCACCACCUCUUUUGUGUAUUUUACUUGUGUACUCUUCUUUGCUGGCACAAUUGAAGGGGAUUUGCUAAGAGAUAAAUUUGGAGAAAGUAUAAAUGGUGGUCUGGUUGUGGCGAAGUUGGCAUGGCCCACUGAGUGGGUGAUUCUGAUUGGCUCAUUUUUGUCUACCCUGGGAGCUGGACUUCAAAGUCUCACAGGAGCACCUCGUUUGUUACAAGCCAUUGCUAGUGACGGAGUUAUCCCCUUCUUGAAUGUAUUUGGGGUAACCACUAAGAGGGGGGAGCCUUUCCGUGCUCUUCUGUUAACCGCACUCAUAUCGGAGCUAGGAAUCCUGGUGGCCAACCUUGACAUGGUAGCACCCAUCAUCACCAUGUUCUUCCUAAUGUGUUAUGGAUUUGUCAAUAUGGCGUGUGCACUGCAGACAUUACUGAGAACACCAAGCUGGAGACCCCGAUUUAAGUUCUACCAUUGGAUUCUCUCCCUUCUUGGACUGGCGUUGUGUGUUACUCUGAUGUUUAUAUCCAGUUGGUACUAUGCCUUGGUAGCUAUUGGUAUUGCUGUCUGUAUAUACAAGUACAUUGAAUAUAAAGGUGCUGAGAAGGAAUGGGGAGAUGGAAUCCGGGGUCUGGCCAUGUCUGCCGCUCGAUACUCAUUACUGAGAGUACAACAGGGAAUCCCCCAUACCAAGAACUGGAGACCACAGCUGCUAGUGUUAAUGAAGUUGGAGGAUGACCUCAGCCCCAAGUACCCACAAAUGGCCGCCUUUGCCAGUCAGCUUAAAGCAGGGAAAGGUUUGACUCUGGUGAAUUCUGUGAUGGAAGGGAAGUACAUGGAGAGAUAUGAUGAUGCCCAGGUUGCCAAACAGAAAUUAAGUAAGACCAUAGAACAGUUUGGAGUCAAGGGAUUUUCUGAUGUGUUAGUGAGUGAGAAUGUUUCUGUUGGAAUGUGUCAUAUGAUACAGAAUGCUGGUUUGGGAGGACUGCGACACAACACUGUGAUGAUUGGUUGGCCAUAUGGAUGGAGACACGACCAUAAUGAGAGGAGCUACAAAGUCUUUUUGGAUGCUGUGAAGAACAUAAAUGCAGGACAAAUGGCAUUACUUGCCGUAAAGGGGAUCAAUUUGUUCCCAUCCUCCAAUGAAAAACUCAAAGGAACCAUUGACGUUUGGUGGAUUGUGCAUGAUGGAGGAAUGCUGAUGUUGUUACCUUUCCUGUUGAAGCAGCACAAGACGUGGAAACACUGUAAACUCAGGGUCUUCACUGUAGCCCAACUUGAGGAUAACACUAUUCAGAUGAAGAAGGAUUUAGAGUUGUUUAUGUAUCAGUUACGAAUAGAUGCAGAGGUCCAUGUGUUAGAAAUGAGUAACAGUGAUAUUUCUGCCUACACUUAUGAAAGAACACUUAUGAUGGAACAGAGAACAGAAAUGUUGAAACAGAUGAAAGGAAAUAAAAAAGAGGCAUUGGGACAUGUGCAGUCCAUCAUUGACCAGUCUCACGUGACUCCGGUUUCUCCCACCAAGAUCAAGCUGGAACCGGUUCAGGAGGAGAGCCAGGGACCGGAGAGUUCCACUGACGAGGAGAAGCUGGAAUCUCACCAGUAUACCUUCACCCCCGGGGCAGCCAAGAUCGGCUCCACAACCAGUAAUAAUGGGAAAGCCGGGGAUUACCUCCAAAUCAAACCCGAUUCCAAAUUUAAUGGCAAUCUUAAUAAGAAACCUGACAAGAAGAAUAUACGACGUAUGCACACUGCUGUAAGACUGAACGAGGUCAUCAUAGAGAAGUCACAUGAAGCUCAGCUAGUCAUUCUCAACCUCCCGGCCCCACCCAAGUCUGAGGCAGCCGAACUCAACUUUAUGGAGUACCUUGAGGUGUUGACCGAGGGCUUAGACCGAGUGCUAAUGGUCAGAGGAUGUGGAAAUGAGGUCAUCACCAUCUACUCAUAAUAACGUCAGAAUGAAAUAACAUUGGUAAAUCAAAGAAGGUGCAGAUUGGGAAAAAAAAGAUUAUACAUUGUAUAUCUUCUUGUUAUGAACUGAAGAUGUGUGCAUAUUCAGUCACCAUCUAAGGGGAUUUUUUUAUGGUAGAUGAUUUUGUUUAAAGUACAGAUGUAAAAGUUAGUUAGUUUUUAACAAUGUGCAUGUUUUUAGAGAUAAUUAUUUCAAAGCUUGUAUUUUUUUUAUUAUUGUAUUUUUUCAACUGUAUGUGAUAGAGCAAUAAGGGCCAAAGGAUUUUUUUCACAGGAAAGGGGAAAAGAUUGAUACAUAUCUAAGUUUAAUUGAUUUUCACAAAUUUUUAAAAAUCACUAUAGAAUGUAAAAAAGUCAAUAGUUUUCCUGAAAUAUAUUUUGCUUUCAUAAGGGUUUAGUUGUACUGUGUUAGUUUAUACUCAUUUCUCCACCUUUUUGCUGCUGGAAAUGUUUAUACAUAUAACUUGUGUAGGCGUUUCAACGAAAAUAUUUUUGAAUGCAAAUAUGGCUCAAAAUAUGACAUAUUGAUAUAAAAUGCCAUGAAAGGUUAUAAAGCAACAUGCAUGAUUUCUUCUGACAAAAGUACAUUUUCACUGCUUAAUAGAAAGUAAAUCGCAUUAUUGAACAUCUGUGGCUCUAAAUUAAUGAUGAUGUUUGUGUUUUCAGGAGUAAAAUUACCAUCCUUAAAUUAAGGUGCAUUGACCUUUUUGAUAAGAGAGGUAACUCUAACUUGGAUUAAUUAUGUUUAUCUCAUCAAUUUCAAGGGUUUUUCUUUGAAAAUUGGCACUGUAGGAUAUGCAGAAUUUUUUUUGUAUUUUAAAGCAAAUAAAGAUUAUGUUGUCAAAAAUUAGGCCAGUCAUGAUUUUUGCCAUAUGAUAAUUUGUAUUUCUAUUUGGGUGCCAUAUUUAACAUGACCCGUCUUAUAUUGUGUGGAUUACAUGUUUUUAAAAUAAAAGACAAAUGCUGUCAGAUA